Gambusia affinis (western mosquitofish) is the source of this 863-nucleotide messenger RNA. It is a transcript of the gene cd82b, whose product is annotated as CD82 molecule b. The transcript is spliced from 8 exons. NCBI's taxonomy places the organism in Eukaryota, Metazoa, Chordata, Actinopteri, Cyprinodontiformes, Poeciliidae. Gene Ontology annotation, cellular component: membrane. The coding region runs from base 1 to 744 and encodes 247 amino acids. The record is from RefSeq and is a predicted model, not a curated record.
AUGUUGACGCCCACGAUUGACGAGUCCUCCUCGUUUUCUUCAGCAAGGCAGAUUCUGGCUCCAUCUUCAGACAGAGUUUUCCGUCUCUGGACCUCCUCCGGCACAGACAAAGAAUCUUCUGACACGGUGAAGGUGGCUUCGUAUAUCCUCAUCGGAGUCGGAUCUCUGACGAUGGCCAUGGGCUUCUUCGGCUGCAUCGGAGCCAUCUAUGAAAUCCGCUGCCUGCUGGGACUGUACUUCACCUGCCUUCUGCUCAUCCUCAUCGCUCAGGUCACUGCUGCUGUUCUCAUUUACAUACAGAGAGAUCCGCUGAAACAUGAGAUGUCCGUCAUCAUUAGAGGAUUGAUAGUGAACUACACGGGUCAGAACAAAACCACAGAGCACGCCUGGGACUUCGUUCAGAGGACGAUGAAAUGCUGUGGGUGGACUGGUCCAGGUAACUGGUCCGAGAACACUUUGAUCAAGAACAGCACGCAGAACCUGUACUCCUGCUCCUGUCGUAACGACACCAUCCCGGGAACCGACGUGAAGGAGUUUGGCCUGUGUGAGCACCUGUCAGCACAGCCACCUGUCUUUCAAAUGGGCUGUAUAAACAGCGUGGAAAAAUGGCUGCUGGAUAACUGUGGGAUUAUCCUGGGGAUCUGUGUUGGGGUGGCUGUUGUGGAGCUCCUGGGGAUGAUCCUCUCCAUGUGUCUGUGCAAGAGCGUCGUCCAGGAGGAUUACACCAAAGUACCGAAGUACUGAGCCGAGCACGAAGCCAGCCAGUUCAACACAGAUGGACCGACUCCCCUCCGCCUCUCCUCCACACACACACACACACACACACACACACACACACACACACACACACACACACACACACA